CUUUUGCUGUCUACAUGCUAUACAGCCAAAGUUCAGUGGUUUUUAGACUUUCAUAAAUAUAAAAUGGCAAGUUUAGAGAGUCCAGAUCCUUACUCAACGAACGGUCAUGGACGAGAUACUAGUGCACGUCUCCACCCCAGCAACCCGACGAAAUGAUGAACUGUUCCGCAACCUAGCCAAGGCCUAUUACGACUUUGAACCAUUUGAACUUCCCGUCCAAAAUAGCGAUACGAGAGGUCAAACCCAGGAACUUCUCGGUCCAGAGUUUUCUAAUACUAUAUCUACCACACCUGGCCCCGCCCAAGCUCUUACGGAUUCACUGAGUCUGUCAUGGGUGUCUUCAGCGGAUAUAGAUGCUCAACCGGAUGGUGGAGCUCGAAAUCGAGAACUCCAUAUUGCUCAACAUUCAUUUCCCUCUACGAUAGACUGUACGCAGCUCACUUUUGGAAUCGAGCAACCAGAGCGAAAUCAGACCGGAUGGAAAGGCAUAUCGGAUGGAUCAAUGAAGAAAUCUCAAAGCGAGGCGCAUGUCGAUUCAACUUUUAUUGGAAGUCAUGAAAUUGGAUACAUUGAAGAUUCUCAACUUGCAGCUGCAGCUUUGGAGAGCCAGUUGGAUGGGCAGCUUUCUUCUGCUGAAGAUGAAAUAUCUGAGGAUGAUUCAGUACAACGGAAAAGUUCCCAAUCUCCGCCCUCAGAGGAAGAUUCUCCCAACUGCGGCGGCACUCUUGAUUCGAAUGGCUUGAAAGAAAUCUUUGCCCCCGAACAAGGCGAGAACUUUGAUUAUGUUGAGGUUGCUCACACAGCAGCAACAUCAAGAUCAUUCAAUUUCAAUUCGAUCCCCACCGAGGUCUAUGCACCUUUUCCAGAAAUCUCGAUCAACGCUCCCAAUAGUCUACCAUCACAGAUUACUGCAUAUCUAAGCAAUGUCAAGAAGAAACAUGAAGGACGUUUCAAGCCAUCCAAGAUCACGAGAAAUCUUACCAAUGAUGAAAGGGGUCAUUGGCUAGUCGAGUGUUCAGAAUGGCCAUUGGACACCCAAUACCAAUUUUGGCGUCGUACAUCCGAGCAUAUACGUCAAGGAAGAUUGGGCUGGGGCGUUAGCAUGCAUAGGAAUGCUGCUCCAAACUCUCUAGGUAGAAUAUCAUUAUACUGUUGGGGCGAAUGUGCUGAGCACAUUUGGCUUUCAUUGUGGUCUUGCAGUGGUGGAGAAUUGGUUCAUACUCGGUCAUCGUGGUUGGACGCUGGGGAAGACAUCAUCAUACGAUAUAUCUAAAGAGCAAUAAUACCCUCAUAAUUAGCACAAAUAUGCAUUGUCCUCGAGGAUGAGGUUUUCUACCAUGGAACACAUGGUUAAGGCGCGG
Aaosphaeria arxii CBS 175.79 is the source of this 1361-nucleotide messenger RNA. RefSeq lists its product as uncharacterized. The transcript has a single exon. The record is from RefSeq and is a predicted model, not a curated record. Bases 107 to 1273 code for a protein of 388 amino acids. NCBI's taxonomy places the organism in Eukaryota, Fungi, Ascomycota, Dothideomycetes, Pleosporales.